CUGUAAGGAGUUUCGCUUGUGAGAGACAGGAAAAUAAGCGAUAUGCAAAUAAAUUAAAAAACACUUACAACCUUAAUUUAAGAGAGGCAGUUGUCUAUGCAGGCUAUAAGUUUAUGAAUGGGAUUUUUGAUUUGUCUGUUACAGUUGUCACAUUGUUUGUAGGUGGCCAUCUUGUAUUAGAUGGAUACCUGAAGGCUGGUCAUCUCGUCUCAUUUAUCCUCUACCAGAUAGAGUUGGAAAUCGCAUUGGAGGAUAUCUCAGAUGUUUACACUGGCCUUAUGCAGGCUGCAGGAGCGGCUGAGAAGGUGUUUGAGAUGCUGGACAGAGAGCCUGACAGGGAUAUAUACGAGAAUUUCUUCACGUCAGACCAACUUCAAGGGCAUCUGGAAUUCCAAAACGUUUCAUUUGCAUAUCCGUCAAGGAAGGAUGCCAAUAUAUUAGAG
This is a messenger RNA of Anneissia japonica, 443 nucleotides long. Its product is annotated as ATP-binding cassette sub-family B member 9-like. The record is from RefSeq and is a predicted model, not a curated record. Gene Ontology annotation, biological process: transmembrane transport. Gene Ontology annotation, molecular function: ABC-type oligopeptide transporter activity; ATP binding. The annotation marks the transcript as partial. Gene Ontology annotation, cellular component: membrane. The transcript is spliced from 3 exons. NCBI's taxonomy places the organism in Eukaryota, Metazoa, Echinodermata, Crinoidea, Comatulida, Comatulidae.